Molecule: messenger RNA, 1590 nt
Organism: Branchiostoma belcheri (Belcher's lancelet)
Lineage: Eukaryota; Metazoa; Chordata; Leptocardii; Amphioxiformes; Branchiostomatidae
Product: nucleoside diphosphate-linked moiety X motif 22-like
Exons: 5
Coding region: 72-1058 (328 amino acids)
Molecular function (GO): GDP-mannose hydrolase activity
Source: RefSeq, a predicted model, not a curated record
GUAGCUACAACGGCUGCUUAGAAACCGUUCGUUUGGGACGAUAACAGUACAGCGCUAGUUAGUGUGGUCAAAUGUGUACCUCUGUAGUGAUGAAACCAGGACGGAGACGAUCCAGCGGCGGGAAACUGCCAGUAUGCAGAAUGACGUCAUCCUCCACUCCGAACGGAACGAAAGGAACGACUUAUUACGAGGAUGACUUCUUCAUGUUCCUGUCCUGCGGUGCGCGCGAUGGCCUGCCCAAGUCACGGGUCAGGGUCGACUUCUCCAGCGAAAAGUACGGCCGGAAGGUUGAACCAUCCACCGAGCCCAACAUCGCCCGCUUCUGGGAGGACCACAAACGGAACAACCCCCGCUUGUUCAACGGGUCCAAGUUUCGCAUGCAGUCCGUGGAUAUGUUGGAGAGAGAUGGGGAAGGGAACAACCUUGUGACAUUCCGCAUUGGUCUGACGGACUAUCGUGACUUUAUGGGCACGAAUAUGAGCAGGGACGCCGCCUAUUUGAUGCAGAGGGGACGGCAGAGUUGCGGGGACCCGCACGCGUACCUGUCCCAGCCCGUGGGGGUGGGGUCCAUGGUCAUCACCAGUGACGACCAGGUGGUGAUGAUGCGGCGGAGCAGCUGGGUGUCAGAAGGGCCGGGGCAGCUGGACCGCCCGGGGGGACACGCCGAACCCAAGGAAGUGACCAAAAGGUGCGGCUCGGACGAGUUCACAAACGAUGCUGUGCUGGACGAGCUGUUCGAGUCGGUCAUUAGUGAAAUUCGUGACGAGAUAAACAUUCCCGAGUCCUUCCUCAGUGAACCCCGCCUGCUGGGGGUGAACGGAAACCACAAGUCAGGCGGGCGGCCCAGUGUGGAGUUCAUUGUCAGGUGCAGUCUGACAGCAGAGGAGGUCCAGGCGCGGUACCAGGCGGGCGGCCAGGCGGAGGCAGACGAGUCGACCGGCUUGGUCAUGUUCAAACUACAGGACAUGCUGCGGAUGGACUUCUUGAACCCGGCCGUGUGGCGGGAUCUCACUCCCGUGGCGCGGGCUAACGUCGUCAUGAUUAGACAAGGCUUCUGACGAUCUCACAGAGAGCCUAACCAUCAUGGCGCACAAUGCUUCUGAUGAGCUCACAAGUGCUUAGCUUUAUCAUGUUCGAGAUCUGAAAAUGUCAUGAAUCUGCUAUGGAUCGUACUUAUGCCUAUCUGAAUCCGAUGAUGGAUCAUAUUAUCAAUAUCAGCAACCAUAACCAGACGAGCGCCACUCAGGCUACCGUGUACAAUAUUAUUUUCCAAUCGUCAGUCUUAAAGUCUUGUCGGAUUUAGUAUCGACCAUUCCAGAUUGUCCAGAUUCCAUGUAAAAUAUGGAGUUUUUUGAAGCAUGAACAACUCUCAGAGAGAGCUCCACUGGUAACACCAUUGGAAAAAGACAGUUCAUCAGCUUUGUACAAUAUAAACACUCUGGGAACAAGUCGUAAGGAGAAAUUAUAACACGUAACGUUACAUGUUUCAGAUUCAAUAGCCAGUAUUUUCUAUCAAGAAAUAUUUAAUGAUACAGAACAAUGUAUGUACAGUGAAACAGAAUAAAUCUUUCUGACAUUGCUUGUGAUCGA